GUACAUCCGUACCAUGUACCUGGGCAUCCAGAGUCGUCGUCAGAAGGAGAACCAGAGGCGGUUCUACUGGACCAUGAUGUAUGAGUACGCUGACGUCAACAUGCUGCGUCUGCUGGAGACCUUCCUGGAGUCAGCGCCUCAGCUGGUCCUGCAGCUCUGUAUCAUGAUCCAGAGGAACCGGGUCGAGACCCUGCAGUGUAUGUCUGUGCUGGCCUCUCUCCUGUCCCUGUCCUGGGUGCUGGCCUCCUAUCACAAGCUCUUGCGUGACUCCCGUGACGACAAGACGAGUCUGAGCUACCGUGGGGCCCUGGUACACCUGUUCUGGCGCCUCUUCACCAUCUCUUCCCGGGUCCUCUCCUUCGCCCUGUUCGCCUCCGUGUUCCAUCUCUACUUUGGCAUAUUUGUGGUGAUGCACUGGUGCGCUAUGGCCUUCUGGAUAAUCCACGGAGGCACCGACUUCUGCAUGUCCAAGUGGGAGGAGAUUCUGUUUAACAUGGUGGUGGGUGUGGUCUAUGUGUUCUGCUGGUUCAACGUGCGGGAGGGUCGGACACGCUACCGUAUGGUCACCUACUACACCGUGGUGCUACUGGAGAACGCCGUGCUCACCGCUCUCUGGUACGCCUACCGCGACCCCGCUACCACCGACGCCUACGCCGGCUCCGCCCUCUGCGGCGUCUUCUUGUGCUUCGCCUCGGGCGUGGCCUGCAUGGUGCUGUAUUACGGGGUGUUGCACCCCAUGGGCCCCGGUCUCCGGGUCCUGGCCUCCUCCUGCUGCGCUGAGCUGCUGUGGGGCCUCCCCUUGCCUCCCGAAGCCGAGCCCAUGGCCCCCACCCCGGGCCCCCGAGCCUCUCAAGCCACCCCAACACGGGCCUUUGCGGGGGAUUACAAUGGGCAGGAUGAGGAGGCUACGGAUACCUGUCUACCUGUGUUCCAGGUGAGGUCCACAGAGCCGGUGGACGCGGCCGGGAGACCCAUCCGGCCAGAGGGGCCCCUCAUCAAGAUAGAUAUGCCCAGAAAGCGUUACCCGGCCUGGGACGUACACUUUGUGGAUCGACGGCUCCGCAGGACCAUAAACGUGCUGCAGUACAUCAGCCCCAACGCGGCAGGCAUCAGUCAUCCAGUCCCUCUACAGGAGCCUGUGUGUGUGUGUGUGUGUGUGUGUGUCUGUGUGUGUGUGUCUGUGUGUGUGUGUAUGUUGUCAACUCUACCAAGAAGCUGUCAAGACUAUACACAUAUAGUACAAUCAUACUUUAUUUUUUGGGAAAAAAAUAAAACAAACAGAGAAAAAAAAUGGACUAAUGUAAUAUGAAAGAUGCAUAGAUUUUCAAAGUGAGAUGUGUAACCCUCUUGGGAGGAGGAGGGGGGCGUUAUCUGUCCGUCUAUGUGUCUGUCUGAAUGUGUAUAGAAAGUACGACUGCGUAAACUAUGAUGUGUGUUCAUAUACUGCAUUGGGUGAUGAUGAAGGGGAUAAUGAUGAUGAUGAUGAUGAUGAUAUUUGCAGUGGACAUGUUGUUCCUGUCAUGUGACUGGUGCAGUGAUGGGAAUGAUGGAGGAGGGGUUGACACUGUGGCAGAUCUUUGCACGCAAGACACCAGACUCUAACUGCCAUAUCUAUACAGAAUUGAAUUCUUAAAAUGGCUGCACGCAAACGACAGCACGUCAGCCGCAAAUAAAGAAGCAUCAAUAUCUACAGUUGAGAAGCACACAGGUAUCAGAUUACAAAGGAACACAUAGGCACAUUUAGACAUUUAAAAAAAAAUGUCUGCACAACAUGUGACUAUGCUAUGAAUGUUGAUCACCUUCUCCCCCAGCCUUGAAAAUGUGUUGUAUCAUGUCACACUCCUAAACACAGAUCUUUGGAUCAACUCUCCAUCCCAAUUUCAACUGUUUAAGGAGAAAAUCAACCAAACUGACCUUGAAUCAGAGUUUAUUGGCACAAAUUCCACCCAUAGCGUAACAAACAGUGACCUCUGCUGGUAGCAGUGUGUAACCGCAUGCUUGAUGUGGUUUAUUUUCUAUGGAUGGUUGACAAUAUAUUCUGUUAAAUCCCAGUUGAAAUUUAUACUGGGACACAUGAGACAAGCAUUAGUUUAGACACAACUCUUCUUUCCACUGACAUGUAUUUGACCAGUAAGAAAAACAAAGAACGUUUAAAGACGUUUCUCUAUAGCAAAGCACAAUGUUUAGAGGUGUUUCUCAUAACGGUUGUAGGGUGAAAUGAGUUUAUCCGACAUUCCAAAGAACUAUAUUUUGUUAUUUAAACGAACAAUUGAAAUUCUGAAUAGAGUCAAAUACGUAGAUAAAUCCAAUAAGUUUAGAGGUCAACGCGGUGGCUGUUGAAAAGCAACCAUCACAUAACGAUGUACAGAACCGUGUGCUGCAAAGACUUUCACUGCUCCUCCAGCAAUCCCUCCUGCUUCACUGUUCCUCCAGCAAUCCCUCCUGCUUCACUGUUCCUCCAGCAUUCCCUCCUGCUUCACUGUUCCUCCAGCAUUCCCUCCUGCUUCACUGUUCCUCCAGCAUUCCCAGCUGCUUCACUGUUCCUCCAGCAUUCCCUGGUGCUUCACUGUUCCUCCAGCAUUCCCUGGUGCUUCACUGUUCCUCCAGCAUUCCCUCCUGCUUCACUGUUCCUCCAGCAUUCCCAGCUGCUUCACUGUUCCUCCAGCAUUCCCUGGUGCUUCACUGUUCCUCCAGCAUUCCCAGCUGCUUCACUGUUCCUCCAGCAUUCCCUGGUGCUUCACUGUUCCUCCUGAAUCCCCUCCUGCUUCACUGUUCCUCCAGCAGUUCCCUCCUGCUUCACUGUUCCUCCAGCAUUCCCUGCUAGAGACAUAA
This is a messenger RNA of Salvelinus fontinalis (brook trout), 2832 nucleotides long. RefSeq names its product XK, Kell blood group complex subunit-related family, member 6b (gene xkr6b). Gene Ontology annotation, biological process: engulfment of apoptotic cell; phosphatidylserine exposure on apoptotic cell surface; apoptotic process involved in development. Gene Ontology annotation, cellular component: plasma membrane. The record is from RefSeq and is a predicted model, not a curated record. NCBI's taxonomy places the organism in Eukaryota, Metazoa, Chordata, Actinopteri, Salmoniformes, Salmonidae.